AUGGCCGGUUACGGGUAUAAGCGUUGGGUGCGCAGAGCUGGUACUAUUCUUCCGAAGUUCAACAUUGACUUUGUUGUAGCUCUGCUGAGGCAAGAAAAUGCUAAAGACAUCUGUGUCAUCCAGCUACCUCUAGAAAUAAAAUACUGUAAUUAUUUUAUAAUUGUGAGCGGAUCUUCAACACGACAUCUCCAUGCAAUGGCACAUUACAUGCUGAAAAUGUACAAGCAUCACAAGGAAGAAGGUGACCCUCAUGCUCAGAUUGAAGGGAAAGAGACAGAUGACUGGCUGUGCAUUGAUUUUGGUAGCGUAGUGGUGCAUUUCAUGCUGCCAGAGGCACGAGAGGUUUAUGAAUUGGAGAAGCUAUGGACUCUUGGUUCCUAUGAUGACCAGUUAGCGCAGAUGAUGCCACAGUCACUGCCAGAAGACUUUAUAUUUGGAAUGACUCCUAACGGCAGUGAUCAUCCUGAUACAAGAACUUAAUGCAGCUGCUGAGUGGAAAGAGAAAUGAGUGUGCCUUCACAGAUCUGAGAGCAACAUACAGUCUUGAUUACUGACUUAACGUUCACUACAGUUGAUCGGUACAAAACAGUGUAUUUACUAGAUGUGCCUAGGUAAAGUUCUGAACAAGCUACAAAAAUAAUCAGAAUCAUUAAGGUUGGAAAAGACCCUUAAGAUCAGGUCCAACCAUACAGUGUCAAAGAAGGAAUCCUAUCAUAAAGGAGCUUCCUGGGGGAGUCACUGUCUCAAUGGCAUUUGCAGUGAGAAGAGUGGGGCAAAACCAGCUGCUUAAGUUAUCCUGAAACUCAUGCUCAGCCUCUACAUUAAUUUUUUUUCUAGUAUCUUUGAAAGACCUGCCUGUAGUGGCAGUGCAAAAAAGCCUUGAGUGCUGCAAGGAAAAACUGUGUGUGUGAAAUAGUACAGUUUAGAUGAGGCUCCUUGUAUUAAGCCAUUUGCUUCUGGUCAUGAUGAAGCACGUCAUGCUCUAAGUUAAAAGAGGAGAGAAAACACACUGGUGUUACUGAGCACAUAAAAGCCAAGAGUACAGCAGUGACAAAUAAACGUGUCUUGAGUUAACAGUAAGUUGGUUUUUCAGCCAAGGCCAAUCUGGUUUUAAUAAUGAAAAAAAAAUAAAAUCCUGAAGCGCUCUGAUUCCUUGUCUUCAUGGUAAAACAUUCAGUUCAUUCUAAGUGUGCAGUUGGCUUCUCCUCUAGUUUUUGUCUCACCUUGUUUCUGGAAACUGAGGCAACAUGCUAUGGCAGUAUAAACCUUCAGCUCCUUUGAAGUGAGCAAAAGUAGUUCUAAAGGAAGUCCUUAGUCACUGGGCAUUACUUGCUGCUACUGAACUGUUAAGCACUUUCAGAAGUCAUUGCGCGGUUUGUUCUUAGUCUGACUGCUGCAUGGUCUAAUAACCAGUUAGAAGAGCUUCAAGGUGGUAACAAAACUUCUCGUAUGUAAAACAAGAUGCUUUUCUCUGCUACAGGGCAGGGCUUUCAUCACUAGAUUAGGAUCUCUUCCUUCUGGAGAAGCUUGCUCUGCUGUGCCUCAGGAAGCAGAAACAGUAGAUCCUGAGGGUAAUGGCCUUUUUCCCUCAUAGCCCCACAAACUAUUUCAAGGCCUGUCUGCAUCUUUUCCCUGCACAGCAGCUGCUGCUUGUAAUGCUCAAAGAAAGUGACAUUGGUUUUUGUGCCUGUGGG
This is a messenger RNA of Haliaeetus leucocephalus (bald eagle), 1694 nucleotides long. RefSeq names its product mitochondrial assembly of ribosomal large subunit 1 (gene MALSU1). Gene Ontology annotation, molecular function: ribosomal large subunit binding. The transcript is spliced from 4 exons. The coding region runs from base 1 to 480 and encodes 159 amino acids. NCBI's taxonomy places the organism in Eukaryota, Metazoa, Chordata, Aves, Accipitriformes, Accipitridae. Gene Ontology annotation, biological process: negative regulation of translation; negative regulation of ribosome biogenesis. The record is from RefSeq and is a predicted model, not a curated record. Gene Ontology annotation, cellular component: mitochondrion.